AUGCAUAUCCUCUCCGAGCCAAACGUCUCCCAGAUCUUCCGCGGUCUAACACAAGGCCAAUGCCACAGCUUCAUCUCAGCACUCGGCAAUGCCUUAAUCAGCAUAACUCAAGAAUCAAAACCCUCAACCCCAGCAUCUGCCAAAAAAAUCCAUCAACCCCUCCGCACAGUCUUCACCACAAGCGAUGACAACACCUGCAUCUUCAUGCCGGUAUCGGACACCGCAUCCACCGGCAUAAAAGUGGUAACAGCCAGUACCAGCGGAAUCCAAGGCGUAAUCAACAUCUUCAAUCCAGAAGGCCGACUCCAAGGCCUCCUCGCCGCAGCAGAAGUAACAGCCUUCCGCACCGCCCUGGCAACAAUGACCCUCUUCGUGCGCUGCACGACCUUCCGCAAGGACAACAUUCUUGUUCUCGGCAGUGGUCGCCAGGCAGAGUGGCAUGCGCGUCUUGCGCUUCUACUGUACCCGGAUCAAGUUCGACGGGUGACGUUUGUGAAUCGCGGCGCGAAGAGGCUAGCCGAAAUGGAGAGAGAUGUUGUUUCCGAGUUGCGCAAAACUUACCCCGGUGUUGUAUUCAGCAUGCUUGCCAAAGAGGGUGUCGAUGACUACGAGCAGCGGCUAGGGGAGGAACUUGCUGCUGCGGAUGUUAUCUUUAGUUGUACGCCUGCCACCGUGCCGAAUUUUGGAUACGAGGCGCUGCAGACGAACCCUAAGCAGCGGUUCAUCUCACUUAUUGGCUCCUACAAGCCUAAUAUGCAUGAGAUUGAUACUGAGACGCUGCUUUCUGGGGAUGGGAAAGUUUAUGUUGAUUCUAAAUCGGCUUGUUUGGAGGAGGCUGGGGAGUUGAUCACUGCGGGUCUUGGGGAGGAGCAGUUGGUUGAGAUGGGGGAUCUUUUGGGAGCUGAUGGCAUGGAUGGGACGCUUAAUGUUCCUGCUGGUUGUAAUGUUGUUUAUAAAUGUGUUGGUAUGGGAUUGAUGGAUCUUGUUGUUGGGAAGAAGGUUCUUGAUGUUGGGGUUGAGAUGGGGCUUGGGACUCAUGUUGAUGGUUUCUAG
Messenger RNA from Penicillium griseofulvum, 1053 nucleotides. RefSeq names its product putative proline utilization protein PrnX. NCBI's taxonomy places the organism in Eukaryota, Fungi, Ascomycota, Eurotiomycetes, Eurotiales, Aspergillaceae. The transcript has a single exon. Gene Ontology annotation, cellular component: cytoplasm. The coding region runs from base 1 to 1053 and encodes 350 amino acids. The record is from RefSeq and is a predicted model, not a curated record.